This is a messenger RNA of Coregonus clupeaformis (lake whitefish), 2260 nucleotides long. Its product is annotated as potassium channel subfamily K member 18. Bases 115 to 1338 code for a protein of 407 amino acids. NCBI's taxonomy places the organism in Eukaryota, Metazoa, Chordata, Actinopteri, Salmoniformes, Salmonidae. Gene Ontology annotation, molecular function: potassium ion leak channel activity. The transcript is spliced from 3 exons. The record is from RefSeq and is a predicted model, not a curated record. Gene Ontology annotation, cellular component: membrane. Gene Ontology annotation, biological process: potassium ion transmembrane transport; stabilization of membrane potential.
UUAAUGCAGAGGGAUGGCUAGGUCCUGCGCUUCUCACUGUCGGACCGUCUUGACAGCCUUACCAUGGAGAGAUAAUUUGGCAUUGCGAUCCAAUAGCUCUUCAGAGUCUGGAAGAUGUCGGUGGCAGUGGGAAAGGCACGAAGUUCGAUAGAGAAGUCCAAAAAAAUUUAUUCAACUCUAUGGAAGCUGUUUCCUCACAUUUUUCUCAUACUUUCACUCGUCGGAUAUGCAGCCUUGGGAGCGGUGCUAUUCUGGUACAUAGAGGGAGGGAGUGUGUACAAAACAGAAGGGGAAUAUCAUACGUUUUUGGGUGAACUGGUGCGCACAAUUCAGAAUUAUCCAGUUAAUUCGUCCAGCAAUUCUACUCAAGAACACGAUUUGGUGAAAGAACUAGAAAAAGAAAUCAACGGGGCGUUCAAGUCCAUAUGGCUUCAACGUCCAGAGCGAUGGACAUACUCUGCAUCCUUGUUCUUCUGCUGUACUGUAUUUACAACCGUGGGUUAUGGAGAGAUCUAUCCGGUGACCCUGAAUGGUAAGGUGGUCUGUAUCCUGUAUGCCUUGGUGGGUAUCCCCCUCAUGCUCCUGGUCAUCACAGAUGUGGGAGACCUCCUGGCCGUGCUCCUCUCCAGGGCCUACAUCCACCUGCACACUCUCUUCUGCAGGUUGCGCCAAUAUUGGAGCUGGUCCCCCUCCCAUCACACAGAGAAGCCAGGGGACGGGGGCCAGGGGGGCCUCCAGGACAGAACCUACACAUUCAGCCACGAGGUGGUGGUCCGGGAGCCCAUGGAAAUCCAACAGGUCCUUCACAGCCAGCAGUCUGUGAAGCGCAAGUCCAACCAGCUGCUGAACAACACAGAGAUCUUUGACCGCAUCAUUGUACGGGAGAACUUCAACAGGCAGGGCCCACUGGUGCGGAGGCUUUCUUGCCCUGAGCUGGACCGCAUGCCCCCGCUGCCCAAGGACUUUGCCAUCUGGGACUUCACAGGCAUCGGGGACAGUAUGGACAAGCUGAAUGUCCCGCUGCUCCUCAUCCUGGUGGUGGUGUUUGCCUACAUCCUGUUUGGAGGCCUCAUCCUGCCUCUGUGGGAGAUAGAGUUUGACACCUUUGAUGCCUACUACUUUUGCUUCAUCACCCUCACCACCAUCGGUUUCGGUGACAUCGUGCCCAAGCACCCCAAGUACUUCAUGCUCACCUUCGCCUUCAUCAUCACGGGCAUGGCCAUCAUGUCCAUGGCCUUCAAGCUGGGCCAGUCACGCAUUAUCAGCUGCUACCGCCAGUGCAUGCACUGCAUCAGCUGGGGGAAGGUGGUGAGGUAUGACGAGUUGGGGAGCGACUGAAUCGAAGAGUUUUGGCCCCCACCGGGCGGCUCAAGAGUUCUAGGGUUAUAAUGCCCUGCAUUGUGGGUCCAAAAAGCACUAAGUGUGGAGUUGAAGUUCUGUACGGCUGACUUGGGAACAGAGUCUAGCUCAGGGGGGUGCAAAGCUAACCCUUGAGUUGACCCCUCAUCAUUAGCAUGAGCAAAUGAAAAUGUGCAUGUGGCCAAAGCUUAAAGACAUCCUCCAGUGAUUAUUUUACUUUUCCUGUUGAAAAGUUAUAUCCCAAGUAUAAAUACAGUAAAUUACACACACUCAAGGGUGAAACCAUGUGUUUGAUGUAUUUGAUACCAUUCCACCUAUUCCGCUCCAGCCAUUACCCCGAGCCCGUUCUCCCCAUUUUUAUGAGUCUUUGUUGAAGUUGUGAAAUAAGUGCACAAUAAAGCUUGCAGCUGCAUUUCUCAGUACCUUCUCUAUAGGGAAUUAUGUGGUAGCAGUUUAUUUUUUAUAUUAAAAAAAUAUGGUCAUUGUAUUUACCUUGUAUUUAUUAUAAAUGUAUUAUUUCUGGUACUUACUUAAUUCAACACAAUUAGGAUAGUAACUAUAAUACCUGGUACCAAAUGGUUAUUAUUGUGUAUUAUAAUUUAUGAUGUCUAAAUACUUGGUAAUGUAUGUACGGUAAAAUUAAGUACUACCAAUAAUGUUUUUUCAACUUGCCUUCUGUGUUCAUUGAGCUAGUAUUUGACUGUGUGCAUUUUAUGUGCCAGCAGUAACUACUAACAUGUAUACAGUAGUUUACUUAAAUUGUUUGUUUAAAAUUGUAAUGGAGAUGAGAACAUAUUCUCUGAAAUAUGUUAUCUUAAUCACCCUGCAUGCAUAAGCUCUUGUGUCUCUAGCCAACUGUAUAUCUUGCUUUCACACCACCAUUAAAACACGUUCAAAUCAA